AUGGCUUGGUGGGAGCAAGCGAUACACCCACCGAAACUGAGAGAUUUUGCGCAGGAUACUUGUACCAGAUUCGGCCUGCCCUGCCGACUUAGCGAAGAACUACCUGCCCCUAGCAACUUCAGUUCUACGAGUCCUCGCAGUUCACCGGAUAACACAGAGGAUACGGAUAUAGAAGCUCGGAAUCAGGACAUUGCUGCGGAAUCAAGCGGCGAAGACAAGAUUCAACAGGCCUCAAACGAUCAGAGCUCUUGCUUAUUCAAUCCUAUAAAUGAACUGCCUGUUGUUCCGUCAAGCAGUGACAACUCGGACCAGCACCAAUCGCAACUAGGGCAAGCACACGGCAGCAGCUUGAAUGUCAUCUCAAAUGGUGAGGACUAG
Messenger RNA from Aspergillus fischeri NRRL 181, 378 nucleotides. RefSeq lists its product as uncharacterized. The transcript is spliced from 2 exons. NCBI's taxonomy places the organism in Eukaryota, Fungi, Ascomycota, Eurotiomycetes, Eurotiales, Aspergillaceae. Bases 1 to 378 code for a protein of 125 amino acids. The record is from RefSeq and is a predicted model, not a curated record.